Messenger RNA from Odocoileus virginianus texanus, 5319 nucleotides. It is a transcript of the gene HUNK, whose product is annotated as hormonally up-regulated Neu-associated kinase. Gene Ontology annotation, cellular component: cytoplasm. NCBI's taxonomy places the organism in Eukaryota, Metazoa, Chordata, Mammalia, Artiodactyla, Cervidae. Gene Ontology annotation, molecular function: protein serine/threonine kinase activity; ATP binding. The record is from RefSeq and is a predicted model, not a curated record. Gene Ontology annotation, biological process: protein phosphorylation; intracellular signal transduction.
AUGGGGUCGGGCAGCUGCCUGGGCAAGUUCAUGGCAGAGGCAAAGGUGCAGAGGUGGGUGCGGCUGCUGGUGGCGGAUUUCUUCGCUGAAAGGUCCAGAAAGCCCAAGCCUAGAAGCCGGGCGAGAGGCACAGGCGGAGGCGGCCCGACUUGGGCGGCCCGGGAGCGCGCGUCUCAGAGGCCGCGCGGGGUCCCCCCCAGUCUGGAGCUCAGAGGGCGCCUGCAGCCUGCCGCGCGCGCCGGCUCUCGGGCGGGAGCGGCCGCCCGGCGCGCAGCUAGGAACCAGCGAGCCGGACCCGCGUCCGUGCGGGCCAGCCGGCGGCGGCGAGGGCGGAGGCGGCCGAGGCGCCCCGGGCUCCGGGACCAGGCAUCUCGGCUCCGGGACCCGGCGCCGGAUCGCGCCUCUAGCCUCCCCAAAGCCCCUCCACGGCCGGCGCGCUCCCCGCGCACCCGAGCCGGGAGACGGUCACUAGCCGCCCGGACGGGACUCGGGGCAGGGUCUCCGCAAGCCUCCGAAGAACUUCUUGGGGGUGGGGGGCGGGUCCCCGGUGCCCCGUGGCCCCGGCGGCCGCUAUUGUCUGCGCGCGGCGCUCGGCGGCGGCCCGUCGGCGCCGAGGACGCGGCCAGGCCGGCGGCCGCCUGCGAAGGAAGUUUCCUGCCGGCCUGGGUGAGCGGCGUGCCCAGAGAGCGGCUCCGCGACUUCCAGCACCACAAGCGCGUAGGCAACUACCUCAUCGGCAGCAGGAAGCUGGGCGAGGGCUCCUUCGCCAAGGUGCGCGAGGGGCUGCACGUGCUGACCGGAGAGAAGGUGGCCAUCAAGGUCAUUGACAAGAAGCGAGCCAAGAAAGACACCUACGUCACCAAAAACCUUCGGCGAGAGGGGCAGAUCCAGCAGAUGAUCCGCCAUCCCAACAUCACCCAGCUCCUCGAUAUCUUAGAGACGGAGAACAGCUACUACCUGGUCAUGGAGCUGUGCCCUGGGGGCAACCUGAUGCACAAAAUCUAUGAGAAGAAGCGGCUGGAGGAGGCGGAAGCGCGCAGAUACAUCCGGCAGCUCAUCUCUGCAGUGGAGCACCUGCAUCGGGCCGGGGUGGUCCACAGAGACUUGAAGAUAGAAAACUUGCUGCUAGAUGAAGACAAUAAUAUCAAGCUGAUAGACUUUGGUUUGAGCAACUGUGCAGGGAUCCUGGGCCAUUCCGACCCAUUCAGCACGCAGUGUGGCAGUCCUGCGUACGCCGCUCCCGAACUCCUUGCCAGGAAGAAAUACGGCCCUAAAAUCGAUGUCUGGUCCAUAGGUGUGAACAUGUAUGCCAUGCUGACCGGGACCCUGCCUUUCACGGUGGAGCCUUUCAGCCUGAGGGCCUUGUACCAGAAGAUGGUGGACAAGGAAAUGAACCCGCUCCCUGCCCAGCUCUCCACAGGAGCCGUGAACUUCCUGCGUUCUCUCCUGGAACCAGAUCCCGUGAAGAGGCCCAACAUUCAGCAGGCACUGGCAAAUCGCUGGCUGAAUGAGAAUUACGUGGGCAAAGUGCCGUGUAACAUCACCUAUCCCAACAGGAUCUCCCUGGAAGACCUGAGCCCCAGCGUGGUGCUGCACAUGACCGAAAAGCUGGGCUACAAGAACAGCGAUGUGAUCAACACCGUGCUCUCCAACCGCGCCUGCCACAUCCUCGCCAUCUACUUCCUCUUAAACAAGAAGCUCGAGCGUUACUUGUCAGGGAAAUCUGACUUCCAGGACAGCGUCUGCUACAAGACCCAGCUCUACCAGAUAGACAGGGGCAGGCCCACCAAGGAGCCGUAUGAGGCCUCCCUGGACACCUGGACAAGAGACCUUGAAUUUCAUGCUGUGCAGGAUAAAAAGCCCAAAGAACAAGAAAAAAGAGGAGAUUUUCUUCAUCGACCGUUUUCCAAGAAGCUGGACAAGAACCUGCCGUCGCACAAACAGCCGUCGGCCUCGCUCAUCACGCAGAUUCAGAGCACCAGGGCCCUGCUCAAGGACCGUAAGGCCUCCAAGCCUGGCUUCCCCGACAAAGAUUCCUUUGGCUGCCGCAAUAUUUUUCGCAAAACCUCGGACUCCAAUUGUGUGGCCUCCUCCUCCAUGGAGUUCAUCCCCGUGCCACCCCCCAGGACCCCCAGGAUCGUGAAGAAACCAGAGCCCCCUCAGCAGGGGCCUGGGAGCACCAGCCUCCCCGUCAAGGAAGACCCCCUGCUGCUGGAUAUGGUGCGCUCCUUCGAGUCCGUGGAUCGCGACGGCCAGACGGACCUGCUCUCCCCGUCCCAUCACUACAGGAUUCUGAACUCCCCUGGGGGUCUGGCUCGCUGUGAGCGGACACUCUCGCCCAUCCUGCUGCCCGGAAGCCCGUCGCCUCUCCAAACUCCUUUGCACCCCACUCUGGUCUCCUUUGCUCAUGAAGAUAAGAACAGCCCACCCAAAGAGGAGGGCAUGUGCUCCCCAGCCCCGGGGCCCGGUAACGGCCCUGUGCAACCCCUGGGGAGCCCCAACUGUGUCAAGAGCCGAGGCAGGUUCCCCAUGAUGGGCAUUGGACAGAUGCUGAGGAAACGGCAUCAGAGCCUGCAGCCCCCUGCAGACAGGCCCCUGGAGGCCAGCGUGCCCCCGCUGCAGCCCCUGGCCCCCACAAGCCUCUCCUUUGACUUGGCUGAUGGGGUCAAAGGCCAGUGCUAACCUGUGCCGGCAAAGGGGAUCCGGGCGUUUCUAAGAAAAGCAGUGCAAAUCCGCCAGGGUGCGGAGACUCUCACGCCUCUCCUGGAGCACGCUUCACAGCCUCACCUCCUCCUGACACUCACUGUCCCUACAGCUGAAGCCCACAGACCCAGAGCCUGUACGGCCCGGUCUCAUGUAGGGUCCCCACUGGAGACUCCCAGGAGGGUUGGCUGUCCGUGCGGCCAACUCCGUCAACCAUGGCCUCCUUCCUCCCGCCUGCUCACUGGCCCUCCACCCCCCUCCCUCAGCCGGGCUGCAGGGAGAACCCUGCACUGGCCGGCCUGCCCAGACGAUACGCCCUUCUGAGCUGUUUCUCCACUGUGCUGUGUGUGCCUUAGUGGAUUGGUCUCAUAUCAGCACUCACAUGGCAAUGGAGGCACAGCGUGGUUCGCCCAGGCCACAGUUUCCCCUGCUGUGAUAGAGGGAACUCCCUGCAGGGUGGCAAGAGCUGGUCACCCAGAGAACCCAGCUUCAGGAAGCCCUGGGGAAGAUGGGCAGGAAGCUUAGAAACCAGCAUCACCCACUCCGAUCGGGUCCAAGACUGAUCCCCACAGUGGGGUCCCCAGUGAAUGGAAAGGACCAGUGUGGGACACUCAUUUGCCAAGCCGGGUCUUGAUGGAAUUUUUUUUCACUUGGUUGAAACUUGCUAACAGUUGAAUUAUUAGUAUCUUCUCCAAAGGUGAUUGUUCUUUAUGUGAUGUCGUUAAAUCGAGUCAACAUGAUUUUUAGAAACCUGGGUGGUGAGAUGGGAAGUGAUUUCACUAAACUCCUGUUCUCACAAGAGGAUGAGCAUGGAGCCCAUCAAGGCUUGCCCAGGCAAUAUUUUUAGUGGCGCUGGCCCGUGGUGGCCUGCAGGAGGGGACGUGAUCCUAGCUGGCCACCUGUCCUUCCCAUCAGAUCAACAGAGCCCAGAUCCUUCUGGAAGGUGCAGAGCAUAGUUACAGUCAGUUAUUUAGAAAGAGAAGACAGGUAAGGUUGAAUAUGGACGUGCCCGGAAGGCACCAUUAGCUCUGUGCAUUGCAGUGUUCAAGCUGCUAAGGAAACAAGUGUGGGUUAGAGCUCAGCCAGUUUGCUGUGAGCAGUGAAAGGCUCGUGUGGAGGGACUCACGUUCAAAAUACAGUACUGUAUCUUCUUUGAGGAAAGCAGUGUUCCUCAAACAAGGCUUUGAAUCUGUGGUCGGUUUUCACACCUUUUGCCAAGGAUGGAACCAAAGAUGCACCUCUGGGUCUGUGUCCGUGCCGUCCCUGUGUAUGUGUUUUGUGGACCCCACUGUUGUCUGACUGUGUCUAGUUUGGAGCCUGCCAGGAGCUGUCUCCACUGGGGCCGGGGCCCUGGCCCUUGGUGGGGACCACUCGGCCAUGAACAGAAUUGGCAAAAGAAGAAUCGGCACAGGUUGGAUGCAGGUCAGCUCACAGACAGGUUCCACUGUGGCUUGGCGUCUUCAACUGCUGGCUGGUGCGGGUGUGACCAGAAACCGCUGCUGGGGCCACCUCAGGGCUAGUCCUCGCAGCCCACUGAUCCGAAAGAAGUCCAUGACCCUGGAGCCUUGCAAAGCCCGCCUUCACUUCCGCCAGCAGCCAGCCUGUGCCAGAGAGCGGUGAGGGUGGGUCUUCCUUUCUUCUCGUUCCGCACUGGUGACCACCUCCUGCCCCAGGUGUCCCUGAGUGAGCGAAAAGGGGGGGACACCUGGCCGUGCCCAGCCUUGGCUGAUCUUGACGAGACCCGGGGCGGCUGCUCCCCUCGCCUUGUUGGGGAUCAACCUAGCCCUGGGGCUUGUUGGGAGGAGGUCAGACUCCCCACUGUGGUUGGCACCCAUUUGGAUGGCUCCAGACCAGGUUCUGGAACUUUCCAUUGAAAAAUAGAGCUUUUUUAAUUUUUUAAGCAGAGGGAAGAAAAGCAGCAGCUGAGAAGUCCCUCUCUCCAUUUGACACGGAGUGCUGAGUGUUUGAUCGGUGAAGAAGCCUCUUUGAAGAUGGUUUCCAGCUGCAAGUGUGGCUCCGCAGGCUUGCAGGCUGCUUGCCCGCGAACUUGGUCUAAGCUCUUAUGUCUCUCUCGUGUGUUCUACCGGCCUCGAGACCAUGAGCGUUUCUGCGUCGCUGUGUUUGCCUGCUGGGGCGUGUUCUCCGAUCCUGGCACGCUUCCAGACAGCUGACUGUCUGUAUCACCACUGGCAGCUUGAACUGUGAACUCAGGUUUAUUCCAAGCCCAGUGAGAGGUGAGGGGGCCAGUGAGGAAGGGGAGAACCCGUGUUUUGCGUGUGUGAGGAGCUGACAAAUCUAUGGGAUUGAGUGAGAGGAGAAAUGUUGAGUUCUUUAUUAUUUUAUUAUAUUUAUAUGGAGACCUUGAGUAUCCCUUUGGUAAGUACAGAGCGUGUUUUGUCUCUUGGACCCAUGGCUGUCUCUUGUUAGUCUGCACCCGUGAGCUUGGCCAGCCUGUGUGCGGUUACUGCCGGAAGUGACGACUUUCAUCGUGUGGUAUCCGGAAGCCAGGGUGGCUUUGGUUGUACGGUUUGGUCAUAAGUAAGGACUGUAUUUAUGUCACCUUUAUGAAAUAUAUGUACUUUUAUAACGACUGUGAAAUACACUUUUCCCUCACUA